GUCAAGUUCAUUUCAAGUGCAAAAGAAUUUGAUAACAAUUCAAAUCGAGUCAAGGCCUCUAAAAAUAAGUUAAUUCUAUAAAGUGUUAAAGUAAACAACUUGUAGUUAGUUCUAGUUUCGUACUACAGAGAGAUUGAUCUAAGGCACAGAACAAAUUCAUAUACAUACGGAGUAUAACUGUAUUUUUGGUAGCAAAUAGAAACAAUAAAAUGAAUUUUGCUGGCAAAGUAAUUAUAGUCACCGGCGCCAGCUCGGGUAUCGGAGCCGCCACAGCCGUAUUUUUAUCGAAACUGGGCGCAAAAUUGUCUCUAACAGGAAGAAACGUGGACAACUUGUCGAGGACCAGCAAAGAAUGUGGGAGUACAGCGAAUAUACAUUUAAUUCCGGCAGACCUGACCAAAGAAAAAGACAUCGAAAACAUAAUAAAUAGUACUGUUGAUCAUUAUGGACAACUAGAUGUAUUAGUGAAUAACGCGGGAAUUUUAGAGACUGGAAGCAUAGAGAAUACGUCUCUAGCUCAGUAUGACAGACUUAUGAAUACAAAUGUACGCUCAAUUUAUUAUUUAACAAUGUUAGCAGUUCCUCAUCUUAUUAAAACUAAAGGUAACAUUGUUAAUGUAUCAAGUGUUAAUGGAAUUAGAUCGUUCCCUGGUGUUCUAGCAUACAAUGUGUCUAAAGCAUCAGUCGAUCAAUUCACAAGGUGUGUAGCGCUGGAGUUGGCGCUAAAAGGCGUCAGAGUGAAUGCUGUUAAUCCAGGUGUGAUUCUGACUGAGUUACAGAAACGCGGAGGUUUGUCCGAUGACCAGUACCGUGCGUUUUUGGAGAGGACCAAGGAAACACAUGCAUUAGGACGUCCAGGGAAACCGGAUGAGGUUGCUGCUACAAUAGCGUUCUUGGCUAGUGACCUUGCAAGCAAUAUCACUGGUGCUAGCGUGCCAGUGGAUGGUGGACGUCAUGCUAUGUGCCCCCGUUAAAACCUCAUAUCUGUCAAUAGGUCCUUACUAAUCAAUGUUGAGCAAACU
Achroia grisella is the source of this 1022-nucleotide messenger RNA. Its product is annotated as 3-oxoacyl-[acyl-carrier-protein] reductase FabG-like. Gene Ontology annotation, molecular function: oxidoreductase activity. The coding region runs from base 210 to 974 and encodes 254 amino acids. The transcript has a single exon. NCBI's taxonomy places the organism in Eukaryota, Metazoa, Arthropoda, Insecta, Lepidoptera, Pyralidae. The record is from RefSeq and is a predicted model, not a curated record.